CUGACGAGCAGGUGGAGAACUAGUAUGGAAGUGUCUCGCCGUUGCUUGGCAACGCCAGUUCUGACAGUUGGCUCUUCCUGGGUAGCUAGCUAGCAGAGUUGUUGACUAGCGACGUUUAUUUUUAUUUGGCUAAAUUAGCCUAGCAUAGUUAUUCCAUUCCGUUAUCUAGGUUGCCCAACACGAGGUGUAGUCCAUGGGCAGCCUUGCCAGUGAGGUUUUGGAUGAGGCCCACUGUUUCUGGGCGACAUGCGCUCAUCCUUGCUGCUGGGAGUCGGAGCAGCGCAUUGCCAAAGGCGUCCCAAACUACAUAAAGCCAAGAACAUCAGAUGGGGUCAGAGCCCCUGUAGAUGUGGAAGAGUUUCCAACCCUUAGUGUGGUUAAUGUAUCGGAGUGGACUGAGGGCCAAAAGAUCCCUAAAGGGAAGCUGCUUUUCAAGACGCGUAGCAAGGAGAAUUUUGCCACAGAUGCCUCUCUAACUCUUCUCUCCAGCCAGUCACACGUCCAGCAGCGGGAGCAUAACACAAGUGCAGACCUUCACGUUCCAGGGUUAAACUCUGUUGACCAGAUUCCUCGUAAUAAACAACACAAGGAAGUAAAGCUCAGCACAGUUCAGAUCAAUCAGUUGGCCAGCUGUUCCAGUGCAUCAUGGGGCUCUGGCUCCCUAGUGAUGUGGGUACCCAAUCCCCAACACAUCCCGCAGUGCCAAGCCCGAAACAGGCCUAAAUCUCCCUAUGUACCUGUCAAGGAGCUCAUUUGCCUUCCGUCCUUAAAAACCUCAAAAAUUAACAGAAAUCCAAGAAUUGAAGUUCAAGAGUCCAAGAAUGUGCGGAAGAGGGUGCCGUUCCAGCUGACAACAUUGACGUCAAAGCCGAGAAGUGAGCAUGGGUUGAGCUCCCCAGUGGCACAGCAAACUGUCCACCCAACAGACCUUGCCCUGGCCAAGCCUGACACAGACACUGACCCUAAGAGGGAGGAGGAGGAUGCCCAGACCCAGGCUCAUACCAGCCCACACCCUCCCCCAGUACCCAGGAUCCCCAGUGCUUUCCUCCUCAGGAACAAACCUGUGGUGUUCCACAGUGUCAGGGAGAGGGUACUGAGAAGACACACCCAGCAGGACCUCUCAACAUACAAGUACAAACUGGACAGCAAGACUGGUAGGGGUGGCAUUGACUGGGAUAGUCUGAGAAGACAGACCUAUUUGUGGAGGAAGCACAACCUUCCACCCAGAGAGAAGCCAUUUCCCGCAGAGGACAUGACUGUCAGCCAGAUAGGCUUUGGUUUCUACCCCAUCCCAAAGGCCAUGCUCCAUCAUGACCCAAGGAGCCCUCUGUCCAAAGGUCCAGCUGUGUGGCGCUGCCUGGAAUGUGUGGAUGGGAUGUGGUGUGGCCAUGGUGGUGGUCCACUGGCCUCCAUAUCCAAGUGCCUUAACUCAUUGGUGUCAAACAGUUCCUUCAAGUUCUGUAGCAGAUCCAACCUCAGCUGUCAAAACCCCUUGCACCAACUCCUAGAUGGAGAUUACCUAAGUGAUGUGGAUCCAGGCAACAAGGGCACCAUCGCUCCUCAGAACUCCAUGAUGUACCUUCAGGACACAGCUUCAAACUACAGUGACUGUCAAGGAGAGGAUAAUGAAUUUGGCUUAUGUCCAGAGAGAGAUGCUGAAGGAGGUCUAGGAUCCCUAGAGAGGCCAGGUAGGAGCUCUUAGGACAAAGGGCACAGCUCUUCCGGUUCCCAGCCAUCCCCUCCACCCUCUAGCUUCAACUCCGAUACCUACGGAGAUGGUUAACCUUGAAUAUGAAGAGACGGACACUGAACGAUCCAGGACUAAGAUCCAGGAGUAAAUGUACUCAUCAUGCCUGUGAACAUUCAUAUAUUUAAUCCAGAGCUAUCCUUAUGCUUUAGAUAAAUACAUCUGGUGGCUUGCUUUUUUUUCAUGUCAAGUAUAGCCUAACAUGGUAACGUAACAAUAAACACUAAGUGUACAAAACA
Oncorhynchus keta (chum salmon) is the source of this 1986-nucleotide messenger RNA. RefSeq lists its product as uncharacterized. The transcript is spliced from 11 exons. Bases 194 to 1702 code for a protein of 502 amino acids. The record is from RefSeq and is a predicted model, not a curated record. Lineage: Eukaryota; Metazoa; Chordata; Actinopteri; Salmoniformes; Salmonidae.